AGCUUCGCUGCUUGACCCUCAUUCUACCACACAGCCUUCAGCGAAGCAGCAUUUGCACACCGUACAAAUCUUAAAGGCCCAAUCAUGAGCAAGGCAUAUUCAGCUUCAGCCGAGACGGCUUCCUCUUACCGCCGUACCUUCGGCUCCGGCCUGGGCUCUUCCAUUUUCUCUGGCCGUGCAGGUUCCUCUGGAUCCUCUCGUGUGUCCUCCAGAGUUUAUGAGGUGACCAAGGCCACCUCUUCUCCCAUUUAUUCCAGCCAGCGCGCAUCCAGCGCUUCAUUUGGUGGUGGAUCAAUGGUCCGUUCCUAUGCAGGCCUUGGUGAGAAGCUGGACUUCAAUCUGGCCGACGCCAUGAACCAGGACUUCCUCAAUACACGCACUAAUGAGAAGGCAGAGCUGCAACAUCUCAACGACCGUUUCGCCAGCUACAUCGAGAAGGUUCGCUUCCUAGAGCAGCAGAACCAAGCCUUGUCUGUGGAGAUUGAACGUCUGCGGGGCCGCGAGCCCACACGCAUCGCAGAGAUGUACGAGGAGGAGAUGAGAGAGCUGCGCAGACAGGUGGAUGCACUGACCAAUCAGAGGUCCCGCAUUGAGAUAGAGAGGGACAACCUGGCCGAUGACCUGCAGAAACUAAAACAGAGACUUCAAGAGGAGAUCCACCAGAAAGAGGAAGCUGAGAACAACCUCUCUGCUUUUAGAGCUGAUGUAGAUGCUGCCACUCUGUCCAGGCUGGACCUGGAAAGACGUAUUGAGGGUCUUCAUGAAGAGAUUGCAUUCCUCAAGAAGAUCCAUGAGGAGGAGAUCCAUGAGCUGCAAAACCAGAUGCAGGAGAGUCAGGUGCAGAUCCAAAUGGACAUGUCCAAACCAGACCUGACUGCCGCCCUCAGGGACAUCCGCAUGCAGUAUGAGGCUAUCUCUGCCAAGAAUAUCGCAGAGGCUGAGGAAUGGUACAAGUCUAAGGUGUCAGAUCUGAACCAGGCGGUAAACAAGAAUAAUGAUGCUCUCAGACAAGCCAAGCUGGAGACCAUGGAGUUCCGUCACCAGAUCCAGUCCUACACUUGCGAGGUCGACUCUCUCAAGGGAACCAAUGAGUCUUUGAUGAGGCAAAUGAGGGAGAUGGAGGAGAGGACAGGUCGUGAGGCCGGUGGUUUUCAGGACACCAUUGCCCGCCUUGAGUCUGAAAUCGCAAAAAUGAAGGAUGAGAUGGCUCGCCAUCUCCGUGAGUACCAGGAUCUGCUGAACGUUAAGAUGGCACUUGAUGUGGAGAUCGCCACCUACAGGAAGCUUCUGGAAGGAGAGGAGAGCAGGAUCACCCUGCCUGUGCAGUCCUUCUCUGCCUUGAGUUUCAGAGAGACAAGCCCAGAGCAGCACCACCAGCAACAACAACAACAACAGCGUUCAUCUGAAGUCCACUCUAAGAAAACAGUUCUGAUCAAGACUAUUGAGACCCGGGAUGGCGAGACUAGGACAAGUGAGGGCAUGAAUGCUCAGUGUGUCGUCAGCGAGUCCACACAGCACCAGCAGGACAUCGUGUAAAGCCUAUGAAACAGAUUGAGUUUCAUAGAAUCCCUUUCCCAAACAUACAUUUUCACCGAUGGCCGCAGGCUUUUUAUGCACACGCCCAGUAUUGCCAUGACCCAUUACCGCAUGUGUGGAUGACGCAGACAAAAGGAAAAGUGAGCUGAAGAACAAGAGGGAGAACGAGCAAAAUGGCAUAAAAUGCAUCCUGUCUGGAGAGUCCUGAAAGUGGCCAGUUGAUUUUUUGUUGAUAUGAAAGUAUGUGUGUAUGUGUGGUAGGGUCAUAUCUGAGAAGCUGUUCCACUGCUACUAAAAGACAACAAUAAACUGCACUGUAUUUUCUUCCUAUAAAAUUGAAGGCCUCUGUACUUUUCUCAUGCAUAGUAGUAAAAUCAUUUUUUUAAGUCGAUUUACUACAAAAGACUAAUAAAAUGCACCAUAUUUUCCUCCUAUAAAAUUGAAGGCUUCUGUGAUUUUGGAUUCUCAUGCAUAAUAUAUAGUAAAAUAAUUAUUUUUCAACUGAAAUCAAUUUCUGUGUAGCCAACAACACUACCUUAAAAUCUUGGCUGUAAAAACGAUAUCGAGCAUCAACAUUAACUGUUGUUGCCCAUGCAAAAGAUUAACGCAUACUGACCUUUGGUCAAUACAGAGU
Onychostoma macrolepis is the source of this 2170-nucleotide messenger RNA. RefSeq names its product desmin a (gene desma). Bases 85 to 1536 code for a protein of 483 amino acids. The record is from RefSeq and is a predicted model, not a curated record. Gene Ontology annotation, cellular component: sarcolemma; cell-cell junction; intermediate filament. Lineage: Eukaryota; Metazoa; Chordata; Actinopteri; Cypriniformes; Cyprinidae. The transcript is spliced from 10 exons. Gene Ontology annotation, biological process: skeletal muscle organ development.